AUGACCAACUCAGUCGAGGACGCAAAACAGACGCUGGUGCAGCGCUUCCGCGCAUGGGGAGAAAACUCCUUCCCCCCAACCCUCCUCGCAUCCCUCAUCACCGCGCAACACAUGCGCCCCUUCCAAUUCUUCCCUAUGCUCUUCCCGCCUGUCCUGCUAUUCACAAGCUACGCCAACAUCCAGGGCUUCAAGACCGACAGCGCGGGGAUCAGCGCCGCGUGGUCGGGUCUGUAUCUGCUGCUCGCGGGCCGACGGCGACAGCCGUUUAUGCAGAGGUGGGGUGCGAGGGGGAUUGUGCGCGGCGCGACGAUGGGAUUGUGUUUGGUGAAUAUGGUGGGUGGGGGAUUGGCGUAUACGUUGGGGAAGAGGGAGGAGGAAGAGGACGGGGAUCAGGCGUGA
This is a messenger RNA of Penicillium lagena, 399 nucleotides long. RefSeq lists its product as uncharacterized. The record is from RefSeq and is a predicted model, not a curated record. The coding region runs from base 1 to 399 and encodes 132 amino acids. NCBI's taxonomy places the organism in Eukaryota, Fungi, Ascomycota, Eurotiomycetes, Eurotiales, Aspergillaceae. The transcript is spliced from 2 exons.